Dictyostelium purpureum is the source of this 3513-nucleotide messenger RNA. RefSeq lists its product as uncharacterized. Lineage: Eukaryota; Evosea; Eumycetozoa; Dictyosteliales; Dictyosteliaceae. The record is from RefSeq and is a predicted model, not a curated record. The transcript is spliced from 2 exons. Bases 1 to 3513 code for a protein of 1170 amino acids.
AUGUCAAAUAAUCAAAAAUAUGAUACCAAAUGCUUUGAUCAUACAUAUCAAGAUAUUAUUUCAAUAUGCUCAACUUGUCCAAACAACACUCCUGUCUGUAUUGAUUGUAUUAACGAGAAUCAUAAUGGCCAUAGAUUAAAAAAACUAAAUGAUAUAAAUUUAAGAAAUCAAAUAAAACAGGAUUUUAAAAAUCGAUCAAUUUUUCCACUAAACAAAUUUUUAGAUUUUAAUAAAAAAUUAUUGAAUGAAUCAGACAACCACUUAAAACAAAUUCAAGAUAACUAUAAAUUGAAUUGUGUUAAAGCUUUUAAUUUAUUUAACGAAUUAAAAAAAAUUAUCAAUGCCAAAGAAAAUGAUAUCAAAUUAUUAUUAAUAACCAAAUUAGAAGAAAAUACAGAAAUAAAUAAAAUAAUAAAAACAACAAUAGAAAAAAAUAAUAAUAUAAUUAAAAAUGCUAUUAAAUAUAAUAAUGAUGUUAAUAAUAAUGAUAUAAAUUAUAAUGAUGUUAUUAAUAAUGAAUUUAUUGAACUUUUAAAGCACAAUCAUCAAUUUAACAAUUUUUUCUCAAAUAUAAUUAAUAAAAACUUCCCAGAAUAUAAAGAUACUCAAUUAACAAUUCAAGAAGAUAAUCUAGACUCAAUCAAAGGUCUAACCAACAGUUAUUUAGAAGUUCUUGAUAUUCCUUUAGAUUUAAAAACUCUAAAAAAUAACAUCAAGUAUCAAUUAACAUCUGAUUCCAUUCCAGCAACAAUUACACAUUUAAUACUACACGAUGGCUUUGAUCAACCACUUGAUUUUAUACCACCCACCGUACAACACUUGUAUUUACAUAACAUCAAGUAUCAAUUAACACCUGAUUCAAUUCCAGCAACAGUUAAACAUUUAUAUUUAUUGGAUGGUUUUGAUCAACCACUUAAUGUUAUACCACACACCGUAGAAUACUUGCAUUUAGAUAACAUCAAGUAUCAAUUAACACCAGAUUCAGUUACAGGAGCAGUUAAACACUUAUACUUACUUGAUGGCUUUAAUCAACCACUUAAUUUUAUACCACCCACCGUAAAAUCCUUGUUUUUAGAAAACAUCAAGUAUCAAUUAACACCUGAUUCAAUUCCAGCAACAGUUACAGAUUUAUUUUUACAAGAUGGAUUUGAUCUACCACUUGAUUUUAUACCACCCACCGUACAACACCUGUAUUUAAGUAACAUCAAGUUUCAAUUAACUCCUGAUUCAAUUCCAGAAACAGUUACACGUGUAUAUUUACAAAAUGGCUUUAAUCAACCACUUAGUUUUAUACCACCCACCGUACAACACUUGUUUUUAGAAAACAUCAAGUAUCAAUUAACUCCUGAUUCAAUUCCAGCAACAGUUAUACAUUUAUAUUUACAAGAUGGCUUUGAUCUACCACUUAAUUUUAUACCACUCACCGUACAAUGCUUGUAUUUAGAUAACAUCAAGUAUCAGCUAACACCUGAUUCAAUUCCAGCAACAGUUACACAUUUAUAUUUACAAGAUGGCUUUGAUAAACCACUUGAUUUUAUACCACACACCGUACAAUGCUUGUAUUUACAUAACAUCAAGUAUCAAUUAACACCUGAUUCAAUUCCAGCAACAGUUAUACAUUUAUAUUUACUUGAUGGCUUUAAUCAAACACUUAAUUUUAUACCACCCACAGUAAAAUACUUGCAUUUACAAAACUUCAGGUAUCAGCUAAUACCUGAUUCAAUUCCAGCAACAGUUAAACAUUUAUAUUUACUUGAUGGUUUUGAUAAACCACUUGAUUUUAUACCACACACCAUACAACACUUGUAUUUAAAUAACAUCAAGUAUCAAUUAACACCUGAUUCAAUUCCAGCAACAGUUACACAUUUAUCUUUACUUAAUGGCUUCAAUCAACCACUUAAUUUUAUACCACCCACCAUACAAUGCUUGUAUUUAAAUAACAUCAAGUAUCAAUUAACACCUGAUUCAAUUCCAGCAACAUUUAUUCAUUUAUGUUUACUUGAUGGAUUUAAUCAACCACUUAAUUUUAUACCACACACUGUAAAAUACUUACAUUUAAAAAACAUAAAUUAUAAAUUAACACCUGAAUCAAUUCCAGCAACAGUUACACAUUUAUAUUUACGAGAUGGCUUUAAUCAACCACUUAAUUUUAUACCACCCACCGUACAAAAUUUGUGUUUAGAUAACAUCAAGUAUCAAUUAACACCUUAUUCAAUUCCAGCAACAUUUGCAUAUUUAUUUUUACGAGAUGGCUUUAAUCAACCACUUAAUUUUAUACCACACACCGUACAAUACUUGUAUUUAUAUAACAUAAAGUAUCAAUUAACACCUGAUUCAAUUCCAGCAACAGUUAAAUAUUUAUAUUUAUUUGAUGGCUUUCAUCAACCACUUAAUUUUAUACCACCCACCGUACAAUGCUUGCAUUUAGAUAACAUCAAGUAUCAAUUAACACCUGGUUCAAUUCCAGCAACAGUUACACAUUUAUAUUUACGAGAUGGCUUUAAUCAACCACUUAAUUUUAUACCACCCACCGUACAAUACUUGUAUUUAUAUAACAUCAAGUAUCAAUUAAAACCUGAUUCAAUUCCAGAAACAGUUACAUAUUUACAUUUACUUGAUGACUUUAAUCAACCACUUAAUUUUAUACCACCCACCAUAGAAAACUUGUAUUUACAAGACAUCAAGUAUCAAAUAACACCUGAUUCAAUUCCAGCAACAGUUACAGAUUUAUUUUUACGAGAUGGCUUCAAUCAACCACUUAAUUUUAUACCACACACCGUAGAAUGCUUGUAUUUAAAUAACAUCAAGUAUCAAUUAACACCUGAUUCAAUUCCAGAAACAGUUAAACGUUUAUAUUUACAAGAUAACUUUGACCAACCACUUAAUUUUAUACCACACACCGUACAAUGCUGGUAUUUACAUAACAUCAAGUAUCAAUUAACUCCUGAUUCAAUUCCAGCAACAGUUAUACAUUUAUAUUUACAAGAUGGCUUUAAUCAACCACUUAAUUUUAUACCACUCACCGUACAAUACUUGUAUUUAGAUAACAUCAAGUAUCAAUUAAAACCUGAUUCAAUUCCAGCAACAGUUAAAAGCUUAUCUUUACUUGAUGGCUUUAAUCAACCACUUAAUUUUAUACCACCCACCGUAAAAUCCUUGUAUUUAGAUAACAUCAAGUAUCAAUUAAAACCUGAUUCAAUUCCAGCAACAGUUACAUAUUUAUGUUUAAAAGAUGGCUUUAAUCAACCACUUAAUUUUAUACCACUCACCGUAAAAAUUUUGUAUUUAAAUAACAUCAAGUAUCAAUUAAAACCUGGUUCAAUUCCAAAUCAUUUAGCUACUGUUAAAUUUGAUUAUGGUUUUUCUCAACGCUUUACAAAAGGUAUUAUCCCUGACACCAUAACUUCAAUUUAUAUGGGAAAUGUGGUCUAUCCUUUAGAACAUGACUCCGUUUCAAAAACUGAACAAAAUAUUUCUUAUUUAGCUACCUACAAACAUUCAAAAUUAAAAUAA